Suricata suricatta (meerkat) is the source of this 780-nucleotide messenger RNA. It is a transcript of the gene GPR27, whose product is annotated as G protein-coupled receptor 27. Gene Ontology annotation, molecular function: G protein-coupled receptor activity. The coding region runs from base 67 to 342 and encodes 91 amino acids. Gene Ontology annotation, cellular component: plasma membrane. The transcript is spliced from 2 exons. NCBI's taxonomy places the organism in Eukaryota, Metazoa, Chordata, Mammalia, Carnivora, Herpestidae. The record is from RefSeq and is a predicted model, not a curated record.
CCCGGCCGCGGCGCGCGCCGCCUCCUCGUGCUCGAGGAGUUCAAGACGGAGAAGAGGCUGUGCAGGAUGUUCUACGCCGUCACGCUGCUCUUCCUGCUCCUCUGGGGGCCCUACGUCGUGGCCAGCUACCUGCGGGUCUUGGUGCGGCCCGGCGCCGUCCCCCAGGCCUACCUGACGGCCUCCGUGUGGCUCACCUUCGCCCAGGCCGGCAUCAACCCCGUCGUGUGCUUCCUCUUCAACAGGGAGCUCAGGGACUGCUUCCGGGCCCAGUUCCCCUGCUGCCUGAGCCCGCAGGCCACCCCGGCCACCCUCCCCUGCGACUUGAAAGGCAUCGGCUUGUGAGGGGCCCUCCUGCCUCGUACGCCCCACCCAGCCUUUCCCUCUGGCUCGGACAGUGACGUCGUUGCCCCCUCUUCUGCCCCCCUUGUUAAUUUUCUAAGAUGCCUUCACAAUGACUCUCCACGUGGACCCGCACUUGGAUUGUACAGACUACUUUUUUGGGGGGGAGAGGGAUGGGGUUCGACGUCCCCGGCCCCCCCAGCUCCGCGCAUUUGUCCUGCCAAGUGUAUGUUCAUCCUGACAAUAGGCCUUGGAGUCUUUGUUCUGGUGGAUGAUUUCUAAUGAGAGCUCAGGUGAAGAGUAACGAGAAAUGACAGCCAACUCUAAAAAGAAACGGAAGAACAGAGAGAGGCAGAGAAACGAGCCGUCUAGGGGAAUAGUCUGUAGAGGCAAAAAGCCCCUCACCCCUCAACAGCUUUUUGGAUCAAUGAAUCUAUUAAC